Corapipo altera (White-ruffed manakin) is the source of this 2053-nucleotide messenger RNA. RefSeq names its product retina and anterior neural fold homeobox 2 (gene RAX2). The record is from RefSeq and is a predicted model, not a curated record. Gene Ontology annotation, molecular function: DNA-binding transcription factor activity, RNA polymerase II-specific; RNA polymerase II cis-regulatory region sequence-specific DNA binding. Gene Ontology annotation, biological process: positive regulation of transcription by RNA polymerase II. The coding region runs from base 1015 to 1701 and encodes 228 amino acids. NCBI's taxonomy places the organism in Eukaryota, Metazoa, Chordata, Aves, Passeriformes, Pipridae. The transcript is spliced from 2 exons.
GCCCACCAAACACACACCCUCUCACACCUGCCCCUCGCUCCAAGCACCCCUGAGCACCCCACACUCACCCUGUGGGUGGGUCACACCCCACACCCACCCCGGCACAGGCACGGACACACUGUGGUCACACUGCUCACACGGGCACUCCCCACACAGACACCCCGCAUGUGCCCAGCCUGAGCAACACCCAGCACCCACCCCCUGCCCGCCGCCCUCUGGGACCCCUAUUUACACCCUCCCAGCACGAACUGAUGCUCCUUUUCCCUCCCCACUCCCAUUCGGGCAUCAACCAGGUCUUUCCCGGCGGGUCAGGACGAUGCAGCUCCUUCCCCUUGCCCCAGGAUUACAGCUUUCCGUCCCAUUUCCAUGUCUGCCGACAUCCUCACGGUGGAAAGAGACCCUUAAUCCCCAGCAAAUACUGCAGGAAGAUUUCAGAUGCCGGAUAAAAAGCUUAAAGAUGAAACGUUGCAAGGGUUGAAAAUGCUUAUAAGCGUCACCAAAACGGUUAUUAGCCGGGGGACGGCGCCGGGUCACUCCUGCAGUGCCUGGGGACUGACGCUGGGUCCUCCAGCGCUCCAGGGCCAGCUUUCCCCAUGGGAGAGGCUGGAGGAGAGGAGCUGGUCUGGAAGGAGGGACUUGGUCUCCUCCAGGGCGGGACAGGGGGAGGUCAGGUUAGCUCUUAAUCAUGGUUCUUUCAUAAAAUCCUCUACUUUAGGGGAAAUUUGACUUUCAGCACCGACAGAUGCGUUGGUCUGGUGGCACCUGAGAGCAGAGCCAAGUGCAGGGUGCCCGGGGUGUCCAUCUGCAGGACCCUGGGUCAGUCCCCAGGACACCACAGCCCUGGGAUAACGCAGUGUCAGAGAGGAUUAUUCCUUUGCAUAACCUGUUCCUGGGGCCGCCCCACCCUCCCGUCCCUCCGUCCACUUGUCCAUCUGUCCCCGUCCCGGGGGUCCGCGGGGGGGUCCGACAGCCCCCAGCCCCACUGACCCCCGCGGUUCCCCCGCAGGUGCCACCAUGUUCCUGAAUAAGUGCGAGGGGGACCUGGGCGAGCUGCGGAAGCCGGGGGACAGCGAGGGCACCCCGCCCGCCUCCGCCGAGGAGGAGCAGCCCAAGAAGAAGCACCGGCGGAACCGCACCACGUUCACCACGUACCAGCUGCACGAGCUGGAACGCGCCUUCGAGAAGUCCCACUACCCCGACGUGUACAGCCGCGAGGAGCUGGCCAUGAAGGUCAACCUGCCAGAGGUCCGCGUGCAGGUCUGGUUCCAGAACCGACGAGCCAAGUGGAGGCGGCAGGAGAAGAUGGAGGCCAGCUCCAUGAAGCUCCACGACACCCCCGUGCUCUCCUUCAACCGGCCCCCCAUGACCCCCAACGUGGGGCCCAUGAGCAACUCCCUCCCGCUCGACCCGUGGCUGACAUCCCCCAUCUCCAGCGCCACCACAGUCCACAGCAUCCCCGGCUUCAUGGGAGCCCCCCAGGCCCUGCAGCCCCCCUACGGCGGGCACUCCUUCCUCAACGCCCCCGCACCGAUGGCCCAGGGCAUGCAGCCCAUGGCCCCCGCGCCCUACCAGUGUGGCACCCCCUUUGUGGACAAGUACCCGCUGGAGGAGGUGGACCAGAGGAGCUCCAGCAUCGCCUCGCUCCGCAUGAAAGCCAAGGAGCACAUUCAGACCAUCGACAAGACCUGGCAGCCCAUUUGAUGAACGUUCCCCUCUGGCCCCUCCGGCCCCCCCGGCCCCGGCUCUGGGCCCCGGUGCCGGCUCAGCCCUGGGGCAGGUGAGGGAGGACAGUGGGUGCUCAGCAGGACCAAAGCCGGUGCUGGGCAGGGAUGCCAGGCUGUGUCUUCCCCCGCCGAGCCAGCACUGGCAGUGGCAGGGGAGCCAGUCAGGUGCUGGCAGGACCCCGCUGCAGGGGAGCACCCUGGGGGAGCCCGUUUGCCUCACUGUGGCACCAGCACUGGCUGAGGAUCUGGCCAAGGCUCAGGCAUCCAACCGUGCCACCAGGCCAUGCACCACCCCCUGGUCGGACACCUCCUUUCCUCACACCCCUUCC